Messenger RNA from Xyrauchen texanus (razorback sucker), 2252 nucleotides. RefSeq lists its product as uncharacterized. The record is from RefSeq and is a predicted model, not a curated record. The transcript has 3 exons. NCBI's taxonomy places the organism in Eukaryota, Metazoa, Chordata, Actinopteri, Cypriniformes, Catostomidae. Bases 82 to 708 code for a protein of 208 amino acids.
GGCGUGGUCAAGCGCCCGUCCGGGAGAGAGAAGCGGUUUACUCCAGUGGAACUUGCAUUUCUUGCAGAAUAUGCAAAGACAAUGAGCCCAGUUGCCAGGGCACUGGAUGUUCUUCAGGGAGAAACCAGUGUGCAGAUGGGAUGGUUGGUCCCCACCAUAACUCUACUAAGGACCAAGCUCCGGCACCUUCACAGCGCCUCCAAGUUCUGUGAACCUUUGAUUGCUGCACUUCUUUCAGGCCUUGAAAAACGCUUCAGCGAGAUGCUUGCAGAUCCAGAGCUGAUAGCUGCAGCCAUUCUAGUUCCCAAAUUUAAGACCUGCUGGACAAGUGACGAAAAUAUCCUCAAACUUGGUCUUGACUAUAUCAGAAGCCACUUGGACUGUCAGGCUGAGAAUCCCAUCAGUGAGGAGGGCUCCCAAUCAUCUGAGGAAGAGGACUUCUUUUCCUCCUUGAAGACCAGCCCUCUUGAAAUGACCCAGCAGUUGGAUGCGUACCUGGGGUGCCCCGGAGACACAGUAGAAGUACUGAAGUCCUUCCCAGCUGUGUGCCAGCUAUCACUUAAGCUUAAUACGGCACUCCCUGCCUCAGCAGCCUGUGAAAGACUGUUUAGCGUUGCAGGGCUGAUCUUCAGGCCAAAAAGAGCAUGCAUUGGCUCAAAGAACUUUGAGAACCAGCUGCUUUUGCGGCUAAACAAAGCCUAUUGGUAACUCUUUGUUGCAUGUAUUGUGCUUAACUGAUGUAGAUUACCCUGUUGUUGUACAUGCAGGAUUGAGUCCACAGUGUUUGUUACAUCUAGUUAUUAAUAUUUUUUAUUUUUUGAUUAAGCAUUAAUUUUGACAGCACUGUUUAUUGUAUAUAGACAACCAUACAAGGGCAAUUGUUACUAAGCCUGCCCGGGGUACACCAAUUUUCUUCUCCAUUGCCCACACAGAUUCCUGCAGCUAAGCUUGGAUGUACAUUUACAUUCCAAUAAAGGUUAUUGAUAACAUGCCUCUGAAGUUUGACUUUUUGCUCCAUUACAAUACUUAUAGGCAACUAGUCAUCAUAUCUCCAUGAAACACGUUAAUGCUCAGUAGUACACAUAUGGUUCUUUAAUGUAUUUGCAUUGUACUAAAAUGCAUUCAUUUUCGAUGGACAUAUAUGUGGCUGAAACAGGUAGCCUUCAUCCCAAAUUUUUUUUAAUAUAACAUUAUAGUCAUUAUGGCCUUUAGAAACAUGUUUUUUUUAGGAGGUGGUAGUGCACUAUAGGCCCCUGUGUCGUGGCCUAAGCUUUUGUCAUUAAUGGAAUUUUUUUUCCAUACAUUACUUUUACUUUAUACAUUAAGUAGUUUUGAAAGCAGUACUUUUACACUUUUACUUGAGUAAAAAGCUUGAGUUGAUACUUCAACUUCUACAGAAGUCUUUUUAAACCCUAGUAUCUAUACUUUUACUUGAGUUAUGAAUGUGAAUACUUUUGACACCUCUGCUGUUAUGAUAAAGGUUUAAUUUCAUCUUUGUAUAACUUGUUUGUGUCUGGGUCCAAUGAAUCCUUCGAAUACAAGCUAAGACAAUGGAAGGAAGAUAUAGAUGAUGAAAUACCAUUAGAAGUCUGGAAUGAGGCAUGUAAGAAGGCUCAGAGACAAACAGUUAACAGUAGCCUGAAACUUUUACAGUAUAAAUGGUUGAUGCGAGUAUACAUAACCCCAGUUAAAUUGCAUAAGUUUAAUGAUAACAUUCCUGAUACUUGCAUCAAGUGCAAUGAGGCAAGAGGGACAAUCUACCACUGUAUAUGGGAAUGCAUCAAAAUAAAAACCUUUUGGCAAGAUAUUAUUUAUGUGAUAGGUCAAAUGUUAUCAAAAAAACUACCACUGGAUCCUAGAUUUUUCAUUCUGGGUAUAUAUUCUACCAACAUACACUUACAAAGCAGAGAGAUUAGGUUUUUGGACAUGUGUAUUUUACAAGCUAAACGUACAAUUGCUCUUACGUGGAAAAACGUUGAUGGACCAAGACUCGGGAUGUGGAUCAAAGGAAUGGUGUCAAACAUGUCAAUGGAAAAGAUAACGUAUAUUCUUAGACGUAAACAGAAUAAUUUUGACGAUAUCUGGAGACCUUUUAUGAACUUCCUAAGACAUGAUGUUAAUGUUGGUAAACUGCUUCAGCAGGAAGAAGCUCUGAGGGAGUAGGGUAGCAUUGUGAUGUUGAAUAUUGAUUUGAGAAGCACCCUUUAUUUUAAUUUUAAUCUUACUUUUAUUUUAUUAUAAUUAUUUAUUUA